AUGCUUGUAAAUCCAGACUUCAAGGAUGAAAUGGAGUACAUGCCUUAUCAUGAGUGGAAGGGAGAGGGAGAUGAUGCAAAAUGGCAGUGGCACAAUGUGAUGUCAGGAGACUGGGCAUGGAAUCAAGCUGAUGAAAUAGCCAAAGAUCCAGCAACACAUGGCUCGACCUUUGUGCCCAUUCUUCUCGGAAGCGACAAGACAACGGUCUCAGUUGCAACUGGGCAAAACAACUAUCAUCCCCUCUAUGCCUCAAUUGGCAAUGUACACAAUAGUGUUUGGUGUGCUCAUCAUAAUGCUGUUGCUGUCGUUGGCUUUUUAGCCAUACCAAAAAAUGCGCAUUUUCGAAAAUUUAAGAAACAAUUGCUUCAUUCAUCUCUCUCACAAAUACUGCGCUCUUUCAAGACCUUCAUGACUGUUCCAGAGGUCGUGCGCUUUGGGGAUGGUCACUUUCGACGUGUCAUCUAUGGCUUGGGACCAUACAUCGCGGAUUAUCCAGAACAGGUCGUACUUUCUUGUAUUGUGUCAAAUUGGUGUGCUAAAUGUCUUGCUUUUCCAACAGAUCUAGAUGGCAAAGAUGCCCAACUUUGUGCUCGAGUAGUCACAGAUGUCCUUUGUGAUAAUGUUGACUUCAAUACUCUGUGGUGUCAGUGGGGUGUUGAUGCUGACGUCGUGCCAUUUACAAAUGACUAUCCACGCACCAACAUCCAUGAACUUCUGUCCCCCAAUAUCCUGCAUCAACUUAUCAAAGGUACCUUCAAAGACCACCUUGUCACCUGGGUUGAGAAGUACUUGGAAUGCAUACAUGGGAAGACUUGCACCAAGGUGGUGAUUGAUGACAUAGAUAGAAGAAUCGCUGCAGCGCCAUCAUUCGCAGGCCUUCGCCAGUUUCCUCAAGGCCGUGGUUUUACUCAGUGGACUGGUAACGAUUCAAAGGCCUUGAUGAAGGAUAUUAUUACAGAGGACACACUUAAGGAAAUCGAGGAAGCGGACUGGUUUCAUCAUUAUCACAAGAUUUUUCAAGAGACCGGUGUUCCUUUUGACAGAUUCUCAUUACCGCGUCAGCAUUCCCUGGUGCACUAUGGUACACUUAUCUGCAUGUUUGGUGUGCCGAACGGUGUGUGUUCAUCCAUUACAGAGUCAAAACACAUCAAGGCUAUGUUGCUUACAAACCAGCGCCUUGAUAAACUCGCUGCUGCACAUACCGACUUCAUAGCACGUGGAAUGUUAGGUCCACAUCCUGAUAUCGGCCCACAACACCCAUUGCAGGACAAUGGCAAGGCGGACAAUGGUGGUGAAGCAGACGAGAGGAGUGAGGAAGCAGGCAAGAGGGGUGAGGCAGAUGAAAGUGACAAGGAAGACGAUGGUGCAGUAGAGGGAGCCCGAGCGCAUUGUGAUGUGAAACUGGCACGCAUACCUUUGCUUGCCCGAUUUGAAGGCCGCAUCGAGGUUUUUGGCUUGGCAGCAGCUACUUUCUUUGGGCCAAGUGAUCCAAGUGGUAUUGGGGGAAUGCGACGUGAACAUAUUCGUUCUGUCCCUUUGUGGCGCGGAGGGCCAGGACACUAUGACACCGUAUUUGUGAACACCCGAAGUGAGGAUGGAAUACAUGGUAUGGAGGUUGCCCAUGUGUUAUGUUUCUUUUCCUUUCAUUAUGGCCAUGAUUUGGAGACUUUUCCAUGCGCUCUGGUACACUGGUUUAAGCUGAUCUCUGACGAGCCCAAUCCUGGAAAUGGAAUGUGGAUGGUCAAGCCAUCAUUUCUCGACUUGGAACUGCACACUCGGUAG
This is a messenger RNA of Suillus bovinus, 1782 nucleotides long. RefSeq lists its product as uncharacterized. The record is from RefSeq and is a predicted model, not a curated record. Bases 1 to 1782 code for a protein of 593 amino acids. The transcript is spliced from 10 exons. NCBI's taxonomy places the organism in Eukaryota, Fungi, Basidiomycota, Agaricomycetes, Boletales, Suillaceae.